This is a messenger RNA of Andrographis paniculata, 954 nucleotides long. RefSeq names its product protein FAR1-RELATED SEQUENCE 5-like. NCBI's taxonomy places the organism in Eukaryota, Viridiplantae, Streptophyta, Magnoliopsida, Lamiales, Acanthaceae. The transcript has 3 exons. The record is from RefSeq and is a predicted model, not a curated record. Bases 1 to 954 code for a protein of 317 amino acids.
AUGGAGAUUGACGAGUCAGACAUGAAUAAAUCUUCUUCUUCACGUAGAUUGGACUUUACGAAUAUGGAAAAUGAUGAUCAACCAUAUAAUCAUCAUAUUUCUAUCGAAGAAAAACCUCAAAUUGGAAAGGAAUUUGACAAUGAAGAAGACGCUUAUCAGUUUUACUUAGCAUAUGCUAGGAAAACAGAUAAUGAGAAAUACGAAGUGUUUGAGUUUAUUUCUCAACACACUCAUCAGCUCACUAGUCCUCAGAAGACUCAUUUUUUCCUGUCGCAUAGGAGAAUAGACGAGGUCCAUGCUGCGCAAAUUGAAAUAGCCGAACAUGUGGGACUUGCUCCAAAACUCUCACAUAAUUUAAUGGUUAAGGAAGCCGGUAGUCGGGAUAACUUGGGAUUUGCAAGGCAAGACAUUAAAAAUUACUUGCGAUCGAAGAGGACAAAGUACAUGAAGGUGGGAGAUACUGGAGGGGUGUUAGAAUAUUUGCAAGGAAUGCAAAGUAGAGACUCAAAUUUCUCAUAUUCUAUUCAAGUGGAUGAAGAUGGUAUGAUUAAAAACAUAUUUUGGGCUGAUGGGAGAAUGCGAGCAGAUUAUAUUGAUUUUGGAGAUGUAGUUUCUUUCGACACUACGUAUAGAAAGAUUAGGGAAAAUUGUCCGUUGGCCUUGUUUGUUGGUGUUAAUCACCACAAACAAACAGUGGUUUUUGGCGCAGCACUUUUAUACGAUGAGACUAUUCCCUCAUUUCAGUGGUUAUUUGACGCAUUCGCCAGCACUAUGUAUGGAAGAAAACUGACUACCAUUUUGACAGAUCAAGAUCAAGCAAUGGCAAAUGCAUUGGCUUCGAGGUGGCCUGACACUCAUCAUAGAUGUAUUUGCGAUUUUGACGAAGAGGAUGAGUUUUUGCAUGAAUGGAAUAAAAUGUUGGUGCAGUAUAAUUUGAUGGAAAAUGCAUGGUAG